Messenger RNA from Didymodactylos carnosus, 4123 nucleotides. NCBI's taxonomy places the organism in Eukaryota, Metazoa, Rotifera, Eurotatoria, Philodinida, Philodinidae. The record is from the annotation of a GenBank genome assembly.
CACUAGGUUUCGGACGGAAAGCGAUUUAUCACUUGGAAAAGGUCCGCCUUGAAUAUGAAAAAUUAACUUUGGCAUUUUUGAAAGUUAAACGAGUUUAUGAUCACCACUGGAACCGCAAAACUGUCCCUAGAGAUCUUCGAAACCUAUCCGAUACUGGAGGCUAAACGAUAAAAUGAUUUCUUUUACUUCAUCCUGUUCAUCAUACCAGAGGAAAAAAACUUAAGCAUUGGUUUUGGAAAAUUUUGUUUCGUUGCUGAGAAUAAGAAUUUUUUUGAACUCGGUAAAAAAAGUAAGGAUAUACACGCGUAUUUUGCCAUUUUCUCCGUCAAAUCUCAAUUCUUUUGCAAAAUCAGUGUCAUAUUCAAAAGAAAAUUAGCGUCAAAAAUUGAGUUGUAUGAGAUGUGUUCGGAAUUUUUGAAUAAUUCUGAUUUGUUUUCACUUUCUAGAUCAAAAUCUUUUGCUGACGAUUUUAGCUUUCAGAAGUCUUAAAGUUAAUUUUUCAUAGUCAGUUUUAGAUGAAAACUCAGAAAAAAAUAGUUUGGAAAAAAUUUUGAAAAAAAUAAUAAGUGAACAAAUUUUCCUUAUUUUUCAAAAAGAACAAUAAUCUUUCUCUCUUUUUCAAUUGUGAACAUCUUAAUUCUGCUUUUGGAACUGAUACAUACAUAUACUACAUAAUAGAAAGAGGAAAUAAAAUGACUUUUAUACGGAUCUGGUUACAAAAAUCCGGAAGUUAGAAUGCUUGUGUGUGUUAUAUUUGUAUUAAUAGAAAUCUAUUUUGAAUAAAGUGGAGCAAAGGAACAAAGCGAACUUUUGAAAAUGAAGCGUCUUUCUUCAAAGAACCAUUGAUUACAUGAAAAAUGUAGAUAGGAUACAAAAUGAGAUCAUAAAUGUACAUAAUACAGAACUUAUAAUUAGACUUUGAUUCGGCUUAUUAGCAGUGAGAAAUAUCCACUAAUUGUUAGAAUGAUUAAAAAAACAUGAACGUUUUGUCUUCGUUUUUUUUUUAAACAGCAUGAAAAAUCUUUAAUUUUAUAUCAUUAAAAAAAAGAAAAAAAAUAUUAUCAUCUAAAUAAACGUAAGUGCUAUCAACACUACUAUACUUUAGAUUUAUCUAUUUGAUGUUUAUCUGUGAAGUUGGACACUAUAUUGGUCAAAUUACAAAUGUAAAAUAAUUAUCUUCACUUUAAUGACAUGAUAGUUCAAAGUAACGAUAAAAAAACGAUUAAAAUUGUAGUCAUCAUUUAAAAACAUGAUUUCUAUUUAAAAGUUGAAUGAUAAUAAUUUACUUUAUUUUUGUUUGAUAUAAUUAAGUUCGUACAGAACUUAAUUAUCUCAAACAACUUGUUAGAACUUGUAAGAAGAGAAUGGUUAACAUAAACCUAAAAGUUUAAAAACAAAAUUUCUGAACGAGAGAACGUGAACGCUUUUCAUCCAAACCUGUUACACAAACACUUUCUUUCUCUUCUUUCAUCUUUUAUUUCUUCUCUUUGUUUUUUGAACUAGACCUAAUGAAACUUCUUGUAACCAAGAACUUGACUUCUUGAAUUUUUUCAAUAAGAUCUUGAUUAAAAAAUAUAAGAAUUCAAAAUGUCAAGAUCUUAAACAUCUUGUAAUUGCUUGAUUUCUUGUAUAAAAAUCUUGAAAAUUCUUGAAUCAUCAUUUUGUUUUAUACUCUUGUGUCAAUAUAAGUGCCAAUAUUUUCACACUUCGAAUAACUUUGAAUUUAUUUUCGUUCUUGAGUAGAGUUAUUUAAGAAAAAAAGAAUCUAUGACUCUAUGUGAUCGUAUAUCCGAUGGCUAUGACUGUCAUAAAUAAACACAAAAUGUAAAGAAAUUAUUUUUUCACUCAGAUUCUCCCAAUAGCUUCAGUGGAUUUACUCAAAAUCUUGAAAUUUCUGUUCCCAAUAUUUAAGAGAAAGAUUUAAGAAUCCAAAAUCUUGACUUCUUGGUGUUUUUUUCCAAGAUUUUGGGUACUGGAAGUUCCACUAGGGUAGAGUAACACCUUGCAAAAUAGCUUUUUCGAACUAUGUACAGGAAAACUUUAGUCGUAAGAAAAUAUGAUCUUUGACAACAUUUUUGAUUCAAAACCUCAAUUUCUUUAUUUACUAUUAUAUAGAAUAGAUGUUUCACAGAAUCUAAAUGCUAAUCAUUUUUUAGAAUUAAAUCAAAUUGAAUUUUAUUUUUUUUAUUUGAGAGAUUGUGCCAGUUAAGAAAAUCGUAAAUAAAGGAGGAAAAUUUUGCUUCUACAUAGGCGUUUGGUCCAUUAAAUCUCUUAAAAUCAAGACAUUUUCAGUAAACCCCUCUCCUCUUCCCAGAAUAGAAGGCCAUGGCCUUCUAUUAUGUUUUCUCACAUCACACUUUUUUCGGUGAAAAACUUUUGAAGCGUUUUUCAAAAAUUUUCGCUCCAAACACUGGCCUUCUAUUUUGUGGUGGCGGAUUAUUGCGAAAGCUAUUUUAAAUACACGUUCUUUUUUUGUUUAGUACUUGAACUAUGAAAUUGUUUUAGAUAUUUUAUUAUAACAACUCGUUACUACCUUGAUUUAAUUAUAUUCUUCUAAAUUCGAACGACUCUAUUUUUUCUUUUCUUAAUUAAGUUGUAAUUAUUUGAUUAAAUGAGCUUGUAACGGAUUGUUUGAUCUUCGAUAUUUAUUUAUUUAUUUUUUCCUAUUUUUUGCUAUUCUCUUGUUUCUUUUUAUUGUAAGCAAAACAGAAAUCAAUUAGUAUCUUCAGUUAUAUAAUUAUUUCAUCAAGUAUUUUGUAUAUUUAUUUUGUUAAUGAGAAAAAGGUAUUGAGGUGUAUCAUCAUGGUUGAUUACUAACGAAGGAGAAAAAGAAAAAGACGAGAAGAAUGAAAGACGAGUGAAACAAAUAGCAUAUUGUUCUAUGAAAAGAUGUUAUAAUUUGUUAAAAAAACAAUAAAAACAAAAAUAUUGUCACAGUAAUUAACGUUAAUCACUGUACAUCUUUUAUCUUGUUUUUUCUUAAUUAUUUUCUAGAUAUAAAGUUCGAUUAGGCUAUGAAUUAUUAAUAAUGGAACAAUUACCAUUUUUAUGUAAUGAUUCUUUAUUAAAAAAUUCAAAUUAUAUUAAUUCUGUACCACCACCAUUACCACCUGGUUAUUUACAAUUAACGGCAUUAUUUAUUUAUACUAUUCUUAGUAUAUUAACUAUUACAAGUAAUAUAUUUGUAUGUCUUGUCGUAUUUUAUUAUCAACGUAUGGUAACCGUAACAAAUUUAUUUAUUGUUAAUUUAGCUAUUUCUGAUCUUUUAAUUGGAAUAUUUUGUAUACCCAUUGUACUUAUUUCCGAUUAUUUACUAUCUAAUUGGCCAUUUGGUACAUUUAUGUGUAAAUAUUUUAGUUUUGCUCAAUCUGUUUGUGUUAUGUGUACCGUAUAUACUCUUAUUGCUAUGUCUAUUGAUCGUUAUUUAGCUGUUGUACAUCCAAUGAAUCAAUUAAAAAUUACACAAGGACAAUGUAAAAAAUUAUUAGCUCUUUUAUGGUUAUUUGCUAUAUCAUUUUCUAUACCUGUCUAUAUUGAAAUGAAUACAAGACGUGUUUGUUAUAAUCGUGGAAAUAAAAUUCAUUUACAAACAAUUUGUGAAGCAAAUGGUAUAUCAAAAUCAUUACAAACAGCGUAUAAUAUAACAUCGAUUAUAAUGAUCUAUUUUAUACCAUUAGUUGUAUUAUCUAUUGUUUAUAUUCGAUUAGGACAAGCAUUAAAUAAAAGUCGUGCACCUGGUGAAGCACAUUCAGAAAGAGAUGCUAAAAUGGAAAAAUCAAAACGAAAAGUUAUAAAAAUGUGUUGUGUCGUUGUUAUUAUGUUUGGUAUUUGUUGGUUACCAAUGCAAAUAUAUAUUAAUAUUUUAAGACAAUUUUUAGAAGUUAAAGGCUAUAAAUACAUUCCACAUAUUUAUUUUGCAUUUCAUAUAAUGGCCAUGUCUAAUUCAUGUAUUAAUCCAUUCAUUUAUGGUGUAAUGAGUUCAAAAUUUCGAAAUGGUUAUAUCUAUUUUUUAAAAUGUAAACAAUGGUCAUCUAAAAAAAAACCAAAACGUAGUUCAACAAAAAUACAUCUUGAUCAACGAUCAUUUAAACUCUUAUCAAAUAGAACAUCAGGAGUCGAUUAA